Messenger RNA from Fopius arisanus, 1914 nucleotides. RefSeq names its product transmembrane protein 170B. Bases 457 to 861 code for a protein of 134 amino acids. Lineage: Eukaryota; Metazoa; Arthropoda; Insecta; Hymenoptera; Braconidae. The transcript has 5 exons. The record is from RefSeq and is a predicted model, not a curated record.
UCGAUACUUUUUUUUUCUCCACGGUUGCGCACCUUUUCCAAUUUACAGCGCACGCGUGGAUUUCAGUGGUUUUUGUCGGAAGAUUUUUCCUGAUUUUCCCCUUUGAAUUUUGGGGAAGUCUGCAGAAAUUUAAAAGUAUAUACUCGUCGGGUGGAGAAACCUACAAUAAAAUUAUCUCCGGGAUAUUGACAGCAGGUGAUUGGAUAUUAGUCUUGGAUGUGACUCAUUUUCAGCUGCCGAAGGUUCAUUAAUUUUUGACGUCACGAGAAAAUUUUCAAUAUGUCAAAAUCAUCGAGAGGUUGAACAAUCGAUUUUGAUGACUGCUGCUGCAGUUUUGGAAUGCCAAGUGAAACAAAACGAGUAUCUUUAUUACUCUUCAAGUGGCACAGCAACGAAUGCUCCUUCAAAACGGAAAAGGCUCUAGGAGCCUUUGUACGGUGACAUUGAGUAAUAACAAUGUCCAAUGUACAAUUAAGCAGUACAGCACUGCAGCACAUUGCAAGUGCAAGAGGCCAAAACCAGGUUAGCGCCUUCUAUACACCGCUCACUUCGUUUGCUGAGAUGUGGUAUCAAAUAUUCUUGUGGGCGUUAUUCUCAUCGAUAUUUGUACACACAAUUGCAGCAGCAAUUUGUUUUGCAACAUUGAGAAAACAUAAAUAUGGAAAAUUCUUUCCAUUAUUGAUUCUAAUAAUGGGAUUUCUACUGCCACUCACGUCUGGCGUUCUAAACUCAGCAACAGUCGCAUUUGUCUAUCGUGCAUCGAGCUAUCAAAUGCCACCGCUGUAUGCACUUUUCUGGGGAAUUGGACAAACGGUUUUGGCCGGCUGCAUCGGUUUCACGAGAAUCCUGGCAACUCUGUAGAUCCUCCAGUGCAUUGAAAAAAAUCGAAACAAGAGUGCAGCAUUAAUGAUUAAUUACAGCAACUGUAAAUCUUGAAAAUGGUCGAUCAUCUCCAGCUGAUUUGUCAGUCGACAUUCCUUCAACCUAGUUCAUCAAUUUAUGACUGCAUCCAGUGAUGAUGUGAAUCAGUUAAUUUUUAUAUUCAUUCCUCAUUUAUUAUCCCUAGCCUGCGUUUUGCUCAAUUUGAGGUUACGCCCAUUCGAUGUCACGCAUUUUCAUGUUGAGUGAUUUUUACCAUAUUCUAUUUUAUCAAAUCGUUCGAAUUCUUUAUUGAGUCUUCUUUCUCGUUAAAAAAUCGUAAUCCCCACUGGCUGCAGUACUUCAAAUUCAAUUUUAAAAUACGAACGAAAGAGUUUAACUUAACAAUUAUUUCAUUGAUCGGAAGGAGAAAAAAAAUAAUUCAUCAUUCGAUGCUUUUCGGUCAUCUUAACUGCAUAAAAUUUCCGUCUAACUGUACAAACAAAAGAAAAAAAACAUAACGAUGUUUUUCCCUUAUAUGAAUCGUCAAUAUUCGUACAAAGUUUUUUCCAGACUAAAGUAGCAGAAUGCUUGUAAAUUCGUAGGAUCUCGCAUGAUCUGAAUAUAUGGAGGAUAAAGUGAAGAGCCACGGAUGAAAAUAUUUUAUAUAAACUCCAACCAAUUCAUUACAAAAUUCCCUUUCAUUUCUAUUACACUUUCUUCUUCUUUUUUCGACUGAUUCUACUGAAAUAUCCAGUAAUAAAAAUGCAAUAGAAAUCCAAUAGACUUUUCUAUCGAGUUCGUUGGGUUUUUUUAUGAAAUUUUUCAUCCGUGAUAUCAGAAUAUUGAGUCCGAACAAUUGUACCAUCCUUCUUACCUCGUAAUUGUGUCCACAACAUGAAAUAUGUAAACGUAAUGUAUAUAAAGUCGAUAUUCGUUGGAUUAAUGUGGUGAAACCGAUGUAUAAAAUCACCAAUGACUUCAUUAGAUGCAUAUGUAUAUGUAUAUACCACGAUAGCCAGUUUUUAAAUAUGAGAAAUAAAUGAGAUGGUUAUU